Messenger RNA from Thrips palmi, 496 nucleotides. RefSeq names its product ubiquinol-cytochrome-c reductase complex assembly factor 2. The coding region runs from base 92 to 469 and encodes 125 amino acids. The transcript is spliced from 3 exons. Gene Ontology annotation, biological process: mitochondrial respiratory chain complex III assembly. The record is from RefSeq and is a predicted model, not a curated record. Lineage: Eukaryota; Metazoa; Arthropoda; Insecta; Thysanoptera; Thripidae.
CCACCCCCUCCGCCCCCCUCCACUGCUUCCCUCCUUCCCUGCUCUGCUCACAUAAGCACACCGUUUAGUUUGCUAAGCUUCGUUUGAUGUUAUGGCUCAGCUGUACGAGAGAUUCCUGAAAGUCCUUCAAAAGUGGCCACUCAAUGCUGAUUAUCCUCCCCCUCUGAGGAGCCUUCCUGCGCACUUAAGAGAUCAGGGUAAAGCUGCUUUCUCGGCUAGAGGAGAAUUCUCGGGAGAUACACUGCAGUGUGAAAAACGCCUGAGCAGUCUUGAAAGACUAACAACGAACCAAAUCGCUCGUGCCUAUCCACGAACCCAACAAACAGGUGCCUUAGGUUUGACGUCCGAUCAAUGUGUUUUUGCCUUGUCCGAUAGCUAUCAGAAAUCUCUGGAGACAUCGGCAACUACAUCCUUGUUUCAACGUAUUGUUAGUUCAUUUAGACAAGGCUCAGGUAAAGAAAAAGCCUAGAUCUGUGCACUACAAUGGCCAAUUUUC